AUGAUGAGUGCUGCGGUCCUGUGGGGCCUGCUGGUCCUGCUCUGUCAGCGUACACUGGUGAGCGGACACGUACUGGGACGACCGUCUGCGACCAGUGACCUCGCCCAGCUCAAGACUUUACUGCAGCGUUUUGAGGAGACUCUGGCGGAAGCCGCCCCGGAGGAAGAAGACUCUGAAGCCGAUUAUAAUCAGGAGCCCGAACAGAGCCAGACCGGUCGAGGGUGGAGCCCGGAGCACGAGGUGGAGCAGGAAGCUUCGAUACCAGAGAGGUCUCAGUCGGCAGCUGAGGGCCGCAGCAGGACGGCAGCGAGCGUGAGGAGCCUCCUGCAGGACCUGCUCACCGCCAGGAAGCGAACCUCCGGGUGCUUCGGAGCCAGAAUGGACCGGAUAGGGAACGCCAGCGGACUGGGAUGCAACAACGGAAGAGGGUAA
Messenger RNA from Labrus bergylta (ballan wrasse), 432 nucleotides. RefSeq names its product natriuretic peptide A (gene nppa). Gene Ontology annotation, biological process: negative regulation of systemic arterial blood pressure; neuropeptide signaling pathway; receptor guanylyl cyclase signaling pathway. The record is from RefSeq and is a predicted model, not a curated record. Gene Ontology annotation, cellular component: cytoplasm; extracellular region. Gene Ontology annotation, molecular function: hormone receptor binding; hormone activity. NCBI's taxonomy places the organism in Eukaryota, Metazoa, Chordata, Actinopteri, Labriformes, Labridae.